Scophthalmus maximus (turbot) is the source of this 1429-nucleotide messenger RNA. RefSeq names its product endonuclease G (gene endog). The coding region runs from base 37 to 927 and encodes 296 amino acids. Gene Ontology annotation, cellular component: nucleus; mitochondrial inner membrane. Gene Ontology annotation, biological process: apoptotic DNA fragmentation. Gene Ontology annotation, molecular function: metal ion binding; single-stranded DNA endonuclease activity; RNA endonuclease activity. The record is from RefSeq and is a predicted model, not a curated record. NCBI's taxonomy places the organism in Eukaryota, Metazoa, Chordata, Actinopteri, Pleuronectiformes, Scophthalmidae. The transcript is spliced from 6 exons.
UCGUCAUCAGAGCGCGUCAGAGGAUCCACCGACAACAUGAAGCAGUGGUGUCGGACCGGAGCGACCUUGCUGCUCGGAGCGGGACUCGGAGCCGCGGGCAGCCGCCUGCUGCGUCUCAGGGGCGGGGAGGAGGAGGAGGACAGAGCCGCUCUGCUCCACAGACUCCCGGUGAUCCCGGUACCGACGGUCCAGGCGUCCGAGCUGACGGUAAGUCCAGGUACGUCAGCGGCUGUGAUGAAGUACGGUUUCCCCUCGCUGACCAACAUCAAGACCAGAGAGUCGUACGUCUCCUCCUACGACCCCCGCACACGCACUGCAUCCUGGGUCAUAGAGAGGCUGAACCCCGACUCCCUGAACGGCUCAUCAAACAGGAAGUACUGUGACUUCAAAGAGGACGAGAGUGUACACACGUUUCACAGAUCAACCAAUGACGACUACAGGGGGAGUGGCUUCGACAGAGGUCACCUGGCUGCUGCAGCCAAUCACAAGUGGAGUCAGAAAGCCAUGGACGACACAUUCUACCUGAGCAACGUCGCCCCACAGAACCCUCAACUGAACCAGGUCACCUGGAACAAUCUGGAGAAACUGUGUCGCUCUCUGACCAGACGUUACGUCAAUGUGUACGUGUGCAGCGGUCCGCUCUACCUGCCCAGGCAGGAGGCCGAUGGGAAACUCUACGUCCAUUAUCAGGUUAUCGGACGGAAUCACGUUGCCGUGCCGACUCACUUCUUCAAGGUGCUGAUCCUGGAGCAGGUGGGCGGCAAGGGGGUGGAGCUACGGUCAUAUGUUUUACCAAAUGAACCAGUGGACGAGAAGCUUCCUCUGGAGCGUUUCCUUGUUCCCAUAGAAACCAUCGAGAGGGCGUCAGGACUCCUGUUCGUCCCGAACAUCAUGAAGAGAACGAGCAGCGUGAACGCCAUCAAAUGAACCAUUGACGAAUCAACUGCUGCAGCCUCGGUCCGUCUGUUUGUUAAAGGUCGUCAUGGUUACACAGAAGUGAGCAGCAUCUCGAUCAUGUGAUGAAGAUCAUCACAACUAUGAAGGAGCCAAUAGUCUGAUUAUUGAUUAUUUAAAGUUUACUCAUCGGAAACAAAGUGAUCGUGAAGCAGAACAGUGUUCUGUCACAUGACCUCCAGAUGUAGAACAUGUUGAUGACAUCAUGUCCUGUGGACAUUGUGGGUCAGAAACAUCUGGGUGUGGUCAAAUUGUCCUUCCUCUGUACAUGGCCUUGGCCUAAGUGUUAAAGGUCACGAGGUCAAAGGUUAAAGGAAGAUUAAACGACGUCUUCAUGUGACGUCGUGAUGAAAAGACACAUUUCUGAAGAUGAACUAGAAAAACCUCAGUGGCUCCAUCAGCAUUUUUCCGUGUUUUAUGAUUCAUAUGUAACAGUAACUGACAUCUGGAUCAUAUUCAUACUCUUCUUCUUCAG